Messenger RNA from Psilocybe cubensis, 2907 nucleotides. RefSeq lists its product as uncharacterized. Lineage: Eukaryota; Fungi; Basidiomycota; Agaricomycetes; Agaricales; Agrocybaceae. The record is from RefSeq and is a predicted model, not a curated record. Gene Ontology annotation, biological process: SCF-dependent proteasomal ubiquitin-dependent protein catabolic process. Gene Ontology annotation, cellular component: SCF ubiquitin ligase complex. The transcript is spliced from 3 exons. Gene Ontology annotation, molecular function: protein binding. Bases 1 to 2907 code for a protein of 968 amino acids.
AUGGUCUCCCUCUACAAGCACCAUGCUCCCUCCACCACCUCCCUCUCCGACGACGACGACAACGACGAGGAGACCAACCAGUUUGCCUUCAAUCCAGACCACCAUGUCCUUCCCGCCCCAUGGGCUUUCAAGGGGCAGCCCACCUCCACCGUCGUCCACAGGCCUGCUUCCCAUUCUCCCAUAUCAACAAUACCCGCAGAGAUUAUGAUCCAGAUUUUCAAGCAUCUGCAUUCAUCUAAAGAUCUCUAUACCGCCCUGCGAGUUUCGCGUACCUGGUGCCAGUGUUCUGUCGAGCUCCUGUGGCACAAGCCCUCGUUUCCAAAGUACAAUACGAUACACAAGAUGGCCGCCCUUCUCCAGCGAGAGAAACAGACAUUCACCUACGCCCUCUUCAUUCGUCGUCUCAAUUUUCUCAAUCAUGGCGCAGAACUCUCCGAUGAACUCAUCAGCAUGUUUGCCCGUUGUGACCGUCUCGAACGACUAACAUUGAUAGGAUGCAAGCAGAUAUCCAGCGAGGCACUCUGUUCCAUCCUUCCUAAAUUCUCCCACCUUGUUGCCAUCGACCUCACAGGCGUCACAAAUACAUCAAGCGAAGCCAUCAUCGGUCUUGCCUCUGUCGCCACCCGUUUGCAGGGCAUCAACCUUUCGGGUUGUGAGAAUGUUACCGAUUCUGGAAUCGUUGCUCUUGCCAAGUCGUGCCCCCUUCUUCGCCGCGUCAAACUGAGCAAUUUAACCAAAAUUACAGACAUCUCAGUUUCUGCGCUUGCAGAGAAUUGUCCUAUGCUUUUGGAAAUCGACCUCAAUCAUUGUGCACUCAUCACAGAUGUCUCAGUGCGUCUUAUCUGGACACACCUUACCCAUAUGCGAGAAAUGCGUUUAUCUCACUGCAUACUCCUCACGGAUGCUGCUUUUCCUGCUCCUCUACGACCCGAUUCCCAGGGUGACGCUAUCAAUCCGUUUGCUCAUUCCAGUGCAAAGACAGACGAAUUACCUCCUCUUCAUAUCAAUCGUACUUUCGAUAAUUUGCGUAUGCUAGACUUGACAGCGUGUGCUCUCGUCACAGAUGAUGCUGUCGAAGGCAUCAUCUCACAUGCAUCUAAAAUUCGAAACUUGGUGCUUUCAAAAUGUGUUCUCCUUACCGAUAAGUCAGUGGAGACCAUUUGCAAAAUUGGGCGACACCUACACUAUUUACAUCUCGGUCAUGCAAGCAAGAUUACCGAUCGUGCCGUGCGCCUUCUUGCCCGAGCAUGUACGCGUAUACGAUAUAUCGAUUUUGCAAAUUGUGUCAAUCUAACCGACAUGUCUGUAUUUGAACUUUCGUUGUUGCCCAAAUUGCGACGGGUUGGCCUAGUUCGCGUCAAUCGGCUCACAGAUGAAGCUAUUUAUGCCCUGGCUGAGCGGCAUGCUACCCUUGAACGUAUCCAUUUGUCAUACUGUGAUCAGAUUUCAGUCAUGGCCAUCCACUUUCUCCUUUUAAAACUUCACAAAUUAACCCAUCUCAGUUUAACUGGAGUUCCGGCAUUUAGGCAGGCAGAACUACAGAGAUUCUGCCGCGAGGCGCCCAAAGAUUUUAAUACUGCCCAACGUCUUGCUUUUUGCGUGUUCUCCGGUAAAGGUGUCUCACAGCUUCGGACAUAUCUCACAGAACUAUUCGACCGCAUCACGGAGAUGAAUAACACGGACGAUACCGAGUAUGAAGAAGAUGAUAUUGAUUCCCAGGAAGAUGAUACCCCAGAACCGGAGAUUUAUGUUGAGGCUAGAGAGAGGGAGAGAUUCCCUCGCCCUGACAUCAUGUAUAAUGAUGGUCGACCCUCGCACCGUAUCCGCAAUGCAAAUGUCGAAGAGCAUAUUGCACGGCAACGACAGAAUUUCUUAUCCAACCCCAGUGCGGUUGGCGGGCAUCACGUCAAUUCUUCUCAUCGUAACGGGAACGGUGUUCCACAUCUUUCUACUUCGCCAACAACCAAUAUACGCGGAGCUACUACGCGACUAAAUGCUCAAAUCCAAGCCGCGACACCUCUUGCCGGACCAUCACGACAUCAAGAAGAAUAUUCUGACUUUGGAGCUCUCAGAAACCGGACACGAGCGGGGAACACUCAGCGAGUUGUGGCCCGCCCCAACAAUACAAUCGCGGGACAAGAUGGUCUGGAGCAACGGCGGCAAACUGAAGGCGAAAGCAGUCGUGUGCUUGACACCGAGGUAUUGUCGUGGACCCGUACACAACUCAGACCUAUCGCCGAUGUACUACCAGUCGUUGAAUCAUCGGCUUCACCGUCGCCCAACGAUCUAGUACCAAAUGAUAAUGGAUCGGGUUUCUUUAGAACCUAUCAGGAAAGGCCUACAUCUCCAACUGUCUCAUCCCGUGGAAAUGGUGCUCUGACCCCAGAUCUUAAUUAUGCUGAAAUUGGCCAUGGCCGCGGAGCUCAUGGAGGAAAUGUCAGAAGUGGACUGAAUGCUAAUCCAGACCUCACCCCGAUGCCAGCGUCUGCACCUCGGUUAUCUGAAACCCCUGCAUUAGAACCACCAUCGCAGUUUGCCAGUUCUGAUUCAGAAUGCGAACCUACGAAAGUCCCAGAACAUUCCACGCCUGUUGCACCACCCGCAGAAAAUUCUUGGCUACACAAUGCUUCGUCGUCGGUGAACAGACGUGUGCCACCCGAAUCAUCAGCCUUAUUGGAUGUAGCCACAAACGAUAACAACAGGCAACAUACCCUUGUUACAGAUUCGAGAGGGCGACGUGAACAAACCGGCAAUCAAGUCCAGCUGCAGGGUGGAUCGGACCCCCGAGCGAGAAGCGUCAAGAGGACUUUUCGAAGCACCAUUAACGCUGCUGAGCAUUAUGCUAACUCGUUCUUCGGAAGAGGGGAUCGACCUGAUGCUGGUAGUUCCGGCGGGCCACAUCCUUAA